Messenger RNA from Lasiosphaeria miniovina, 952 nucleotides. RefSeq lists its product as uncharacterized. The record is from RefSeq and is a predicted model, not a curated record. Bases 429 to 824 code for a protein of 131 amino acids. NCBI's taxonomy places the organism in Eukaryota, Fungi, Ascomycota, Sordariomycetes, Sordariales, Lasiosphaeriaceae. The transcript has a single exon.
AUCUCGCCAAAAAAACCACCCCUCCUAAGGGAUCUCCCUAAAGAUCCCGACGAUGUGGUUGCGUCACGCUACAAGAUCAGUUCAGCUAGUUCAGCUAGAUGCUAGUCAUCCCGUUCCACGACUACCGCACAACUACCCGCUGCUACACCAUGGCGUUGGGACUAGCCCAGACUAGGCAAAGAUGAACGAGACAACCCUUUGGGAUGAGGGUGGGCGCAACUGAACAACGACGCCUCGUCGGCUCAUUUUGUGCGACCUUCACCAUUUACGUCGGAGAAAAGCGAUGCGAUUACGCAUGGCCCCAGCUGGUAAUUAUAUUAAAAGUGGAGCGGUAUGUCCUGUAGACAACUCCAGCCGAGGAUAAGCAAAUCCAGUGAACUUUUAGGCACUCAAAUUGACCGAGACCAACUACUGAAGCGGAAAAAUCAAUGAACCUCCUUGGCUUGCAUCAUCUGCGACGGAUAUCUCUACCAAGCCUGUUCAAGGGCUGGCACACGGACUGGCACUUGGGCACUGCCCAUCUCGGUUCCAAAGCGCGAGCGCUGUCUUGGCGGCUGCUGGGAUUUGUACCGCUCAUAUUCUUCACUGCUCUAGUCUCGCAGUUUUUCCCUGAAAUGCAGCAUACCCCCCAGCGUGCCCCAGGCCCGAGUAGCGGUCCUGAGGUCGAAGACGGGUCUGGAAGUUUGUCGGAUAGGACGAGUGGUUCAGAGGCUGACGAACGUAGACUCGUUCGGCCGAGGGCGGCGGGAUGGAGUGCCAUCUUUCAAAGGCUAGACAAUAAGACUUUGGAGGAGAUCCCCCCCGUCGACUCAGCUCACUGCUGAGUCGAACGCAAACGGCGGAGCUACGAGUCAAGUGGAAACUGGCAACUUUUUAAGGGUCGACUCGGGUAUUAGACAAGACUGGCCUGUGACGUGAGCUUAAGAAGUCACAGUUCAUUGUUAUUGACCGG